Messenger RNA from Agrilus planipennis (emerald ash borer), 6660 nucleotides. It is a transcript of the gene Col4a1, whose product is annotated as collagen alpha-1(IV) chain. Gene Ontology annotation, molecular function: extracellular matrix structural constituent. The record is from RefSeq and is a predicted model, not a curated record. The transcript has 16 exons. Bases 92 to 6004 code for a protein of 1970 amino acids. Gene Ontology annotation, cellular component: collagen trimer. NCBI's taxonomy places the organism in Eukaryota, Metazoa, Arthropoda, Insecta, Coleoptera, Buprestidae.
GGAUCUUAGUGGCGCGCAAACACGCGUGUGAUUUUGACAUAUAAGUUACGUGUUGUUUAUCCAGCCCUGCGCUGGACGUAGGACGGCCGGGAUGACCGGCCUGGGGUUGCGGCAUGUAGCAUCCAUUUUGGGGUUGGUGACAUACGUGUCAGCGCAAUAUUUUCAAUAUUUUCCGACUGCAAAUCGGACUUCGUUCAAUUCGACAGGGGGGUAUAGGAAUAACAGGAAACAUUACGAAAAUUAUAGAAGACCUGAGGUGCCAGAAAAUACCAACAGGAAUCCUUACAAUAAUAUUUACGGCAAUUACGAAUCAAAAAGUUAUUUAAAUAAUGUAUCACCAUCUACUGGUAGUGGAAGCAGCAGCUAUGAUAUAUUAGAUGUUUUAAAUCCAUCGCAGAACCGGAACGAAAAAUGCAUUCCUAAGUGUUUUGCAGAGAAGGGAGAUAGGGGUUUGCAAGGUGAACAAGGACCUCCCGGAGAAAGAGGAUUUCCCGGUUAUCCAGGACCGGAAGGAGUUAUGGGACCGAAGGGCCAGAAAGGAGAUCCAGGACCGCCGGGUCCUUGGGGACCCAAGGGUGACAGGGGAAGGACAGGUGUGCCUGGCUUCACAGGAAUUAGUGGUCUUCCAGGAUUGCCUGGUCCUGUUGGACCACCAGGUAUACCAGGAGUGGAUGGAUGUAACGGGACAGAUGGAUUACCGGGGCUUCCUGGAGAGCCUGGAGAACCUGGUCCUCGUGGGUUUCCAGGAGUUGCAGGAGUGAGAGGCGAUAAGGGAGAACCUGCACAUUGUGAAAUAACUCUAAAGGGUCAAAAAGGAGAACCAGGUUUAAAUGGAGUACCGGGAAUUCCUGGACCACCCGGACCAAGCGGUAUUGCCGGUCUUCCUGGAGAUAAAGGCGAAGAUGGAUUGCCAGGUCCUAGAGGUCCUCCGGGAUUAAAAGGUCCUAAAGGACAUAUGGGUGUUGGUAUUGAUGGCCCAAAAGGCGAGAAAGGGCAAAAGGGUUCUACUGGUCCCAAGGGCGAUUCGCAUACCUAUCAAAUAGGAAGUAACACAACGUUCGUGGUAAAAGGAGCUAAAGGGGAUAAGGGCGACUUGGGUGAUUUCGGACCGAAGGGACAAAAAGGCGAAGUAGGACCGGAAGGGGACUAUGGACUUCCUGGUCCAAUAGGUUCAAAAGGAGAAAAAGGUUUACCUGGUGCUCCAGGAUCGAGAGGUCGUGAUGGAUUUCCCGGUCCACCUGGUCCCAUCGGUCAAAAAGGUGACAGAGGCUCGGACGGAUUACCAGGAUUGUCAGGUAGGCCAGGUGGAAAAGGAGAACCUGGACGAGACGGUCCUAUGGGAGCUCCAGGUUUAAGAGGGCCACCCGGGCCACCUGGAGGUGGUAAAGGUCGGCCAGGUCCACCAGGACCUGCUGGUCCAAGAGGCUAUCCAGGUCCAAUAGGACCGAAAGGCAUGGAUGGCUUUCCUGGAGAACCCGGACCCCGAGGACCCCCUGGUCCUUUAGGAGGACCUGGAGAACCAGGAAGACCAGGUCUUGAAGGACCACCGGGCGAUAAAGGUCAAAAGGGAGAAUCUGGUUCGAUUGGUUUUCCUGGUGGUGAAGGCCCACGUGGUUUUCCAGGACCACCAGGACCGGAAGGUCCUAGAGGAUUUCCAGGAGAAAAAGGAUUAUCUAUAAUCGGUCCAAAAGGAUAUGAUGGAUUGCCAGGUAAAGACGGCGAGAAAGGUCAAAAAGGAGAACGUGGUUAUCCUGGUGCCAGAGGUAUACCAGGCGAUGCACUGGAAGGUAUUCAUGGAGCUCCUGGUGUGCCGGGGUUGCCUGGAGAAAAAGGAAUAGCAGGGCGGCCUGGAAUUCCGGGACAACCAGGACAUACGGGAGAAAAGGGAGACAAGGGUGGUCAAUGUACAGACUGUUUGCCUGGAUCAAGAGGGCCAAAGGGUGAUAGAGGAUUUGACGGAACCCCUGGAACGCCAGGGCCACGAGGACCACCCGGUGAAAUGGGCUUCCCCGGAGAACCAGGUGCUGACGGGUUACCAGGAUUGUCGGGGCCUCCAGGCCAACGAGGAAAUGACGGUUACAACGGACCUCCAGGAGUACCAGGAGAGAAAGGUGAAGCAGCAAUGAUUCCUGAUAGUUUGAUAGUAAUACCAAAAGGAGACAAAGGUGAAAGAGGCUUUCCUGGACCACCUGGUCCAGUAGGACCCGUCGGUCCACAGGGGCUGCCAGGACCCAGUGGCUUACCUGGGUUCCCAGGUCAAAAAGGUGACACUGGCUUUCCUGGAGUACCUGGAAGUGAUGGCAGAGACGGAAACCCAGGUAUACCAGGUGUCAAAGGAGAAAAAGGAUUAAGCAUCAAGGGUGAACAAGGUUAUCCAGGAAUACCAGGCGUUAAAGGAAAUAAAGGCGAACCUGGACGAGAGGGCGUAAAGGGAACGCCAGGCCAGUGCCCCGAAAUUCCACAAGCACUUCGAAAGGGUGCCAGAGGUUUGCCUGGGGAUAAAGGUGAACCUGGCCCGCAAGGAGUUGCAGGCUUACCAGGAGAACCGGGUAGAAGAGGGCUUCCUGGCGAAAAUGGACCACCCGGUCAAAAUGGUCUUCCCGGACCUGUUGGACCUAGAGGACUACCAGGACCAAGGGGAGAAAAAGGAGACGUGGGCCCUAUGGGAUUUCCGGGAGAACCCGGUAAAGAUGGACCAAGAGGAUUCCCUGGACGUGAUGGACCAAGAGGCGAUAAAGGAGAACCUGGGAUUCCUACUCCUGGGCCCCGUGGUUUACCUGGCCCAAUGGGACCUAAAGGUGAAAAAGGUUUAAUAGGUUUUCCUGGAAAACCUGGAGCAAACGGAAGUCCUGGUUUAACUGGAUUAAUGGGUGAAAAAGGUGACGUGGGUCCUCCUGGAUUAAAUGGCUUGCCUGGACAUCCGGGAGAUAAAGGAGAUACAGGACCGAUGGGACCUCCAGGGCUUCCGGGUAUUGGUGGCCGACCUGGCUUAGACGGCCCUAAAGGUGAACCAGGAAUAAAAGGAGAAGAGGGAAGGCGCGGGGUACCCGGCUUUCCGGGUAUUAAGGGUGAACCAGGGGUGAUAGGUAUUGAUGGUCCGAAAGGCUUUCCUGGUCCUCGCGGAUUUCCGGGUCCCGAAGGCCAAGCAGGUAAGGAUGGUACACCAGGCCUUCCUGGCGACAAAGGCGAUCGAGGAUACCCUGGGGCUCCCGGAUUUCCCGGUAUUGCUGGUCUUAUGGGUCCACCAGGUCCACAAGGUGAAAAGGGAGAUGUCGGUUACCCCGGACCUCCAGGACCAAUGGGAAGACCCGGACAAGACGGGGACAAAGGCGAUGCAGGUUUUAACGGACCGCCAGGUCCAAAAGGGGAACCUGGCGAUGUUUCUGAGAAAGGCCAGAAAGGCGAACCAGGAAUUCCUGGCUUAAGAGGUUCAGCUGGUUUACCAGGCAGAAACGGAAUACCUGGAGAUAAAGGAGAACAAGGAUUACCAGGAAUAGGAAUUCCCGGAAUACCAGGAGAUAAAGGAGACUAUGGAUUGCCUGGAUUUGAUGGCAUACCUGGUUCCACAGGAGACAAGGGCGACAGGGGGUUACCUGGCUUUCCUGGACCUAAGGGUGAUACUGGUUUUCCUGGACAGAGAGGUGAACCCGGUUUGGCUGGCAUGGACGGAGUACCAGGGGAUAAAGGCGACCUUGGAUUUCCCGGACCGGCUGGUUUUCCUGGUCUAAAAGGUGACGCUGGUCUUCCUGGAAGAGACGGAUUAAACGGACCUAAAGGUGAGGCUGGGCUACCUGGACCCCCCGGUCCUUUUGGUCCACCAGGACCUGUUGGAGUACCAGGUGAUCGCGGUCCACCGGGACCAGUACUUACUGUUAAAGGAAGUAAAGGAGAGAUUGGGCCUCCCGGAUUAUUUGGAGAAAGUGGCGAAAGAGGUAGUCCGGGAGAAGACGGUUUGCCUGGUCUACCGGGAGAAAAGGGAGAUCAAGGUUUUCCAGGACCUAAAGGAAACGCAGGGUUCCCUGGAUUACCAGGAAUGAAAGGCGACAGAGGAUUCCCUGGUCCGGAAGGACGACCUGGCAAUACUAUAAAGGGCGAAAAAGGCUUACCAGGGUUGCCAGGAAAACAUGGUAGAGACGGAAUACCUGGAACUUCGGGAGAAAAAGGUGAUCGAGGUUUGCCUGGUUUACCUGGUAUAGCUGGAAGUCCAGGAUUGCCCGGACCAGUUGGACAACAGGGAGAAAAAGGAGAUCGCGGUUUUCCAGGGAUUCCGGGUCCACCAGGAAGAGAUGGCGCUCCUGGAAAGGAUGGCUUAGAUGGUAUUCCGGGAUUACCAGGCGAUAAGGGAGAUAUAGGACCACCAGGAUUCGCAGGAGCUCCCGGACAAAAAGGGGACAGGGGACUCACAGGGUUACAAGGGCCUCCUGGAAGACCUGGACCUAAGGGCGAUAGAGGAUUUGAUGGGAUUCCAGGUGCACCUGGACUUCCUGGUCCCAUCGGCGACAAAGGAUUUCCCGGACCUCAAGGUCCGGUAGGCUUACAGGGACAUGUUGGAGAGAAAGGCGAUAAAGGUGAAGCUGCAGAAAGAGGAUUAGACGGAAUACCUGGAACUUCGGGAGAAAAAGGUGAUCGAGGUUUGCCUGGUUUACCUGGUAUAGCUGGAAGUCCAGGAUUGCCCGGACCAGUUGGACAACAGGGAGAAAAAGGAGAUCGCGGUUUUCCAGGGAUUCCGGGUCCACCAGGAAGAGAUGGCGCUCCUGGAAAGGAUGGCUUAGAUGGUAUUCCGGGAUUACCAGGCGAUAAGGGAGAUAUAGGACCACCAGGAUUCGCAGGAGCUCCCGGACAAAAAGGGGACAGGGGACUCACAGGGUUACAAGGGCCUCCUGGAAGACCUGGACCUAAGGGCGAUAGAGGAUUUGAUGGGAUUCCAGGUGCACCUGGACUUCCUGGUCCCAUCGGCGACAAAGGAUUUCCCGGACCUCAAGGUCCGGUAGGCUUACAGGGACAUGUUGGAGAGAAAGGCGAUAAAGGUGAAGCUGCGUUACCAGGAAGACCUGGGCCAAAAGGAAAUAGAGGUCCUCCCGGUCUUGCUGGAUUACCAGGAGAAAUAGGUCCACCUGGAUUGGAUGGCCCUCCAGGUUUUCCGGGACCACCUGGAGAAAAAGGAUUCCCAGGAAGAAACGGAGCUCCCGGUCCUGUAGGUCCUCAAGGUCCUAAAGGAGAUCGUGGUUUCGAUGGAAUAGCUGGUGCUAUCGGCCCUAGGGGAGAGCCGGGUCCGAUUGGUCAACCGGGAGCUCCCUGUGAACAGACGCCGGACUAUCUGACAGGAAUUUUGCUAGUAAGGCACAGUCAAUCGAUAGAAGUGCCGUCGUGCGAACCGGGACAUAUAAAAUUAUGGGAAGGAUAUUCGUUACUCUACAUUGAAGGAAACGAGAAAGCACAUUCGCAAGACUUGGGUCAUGCUGGUUCAUGCGUUAGGAAAUUUUCGACAUUGCCGUUCCUAUUCUGCGACUUUAACAACGUGUGCAGUUAUGCAAAUCGAAACGACAAAUCUUAUUGGUUGUCAACAACCGCUCCAAUACCAAUGAUGCCGGUAGAGGAAACGGCCAUAAGAGAUUACAUUUCCCGAUGUGUCGUUUGCGAGGCUCCCGCUAACGUGAUCGCAGUUCACAGCCAGUCUCUAACUCUACCCGAGUGUCCGGUUGGUUGGACCAGUUUGUGGAUAGGCUACAGUUUCACAAUGCACACUGCCGCCGGUGCCGAAGGAGGUGGCCAAGGUCUAUCUAGCCCAGGAUCGUGUCUGGAAGAUUUCCGCGCUUCGCCGUUCAUAGAAUGCAACGGGGCUAAGGGAACUUGCCACUAUUUCGCCGAUUCGCUAAGUUUCUGGUUGGCAACGAUCGACGAGAGCCAACAAUUCCAGGUACCACAGAAACAAACGUUAAAGGCUGGUAAUGUUAGAGACCGCGUGAGCAGGUGUCAAGUUUGUAUAAAAACGACAAGAACAUAAGUUAAAAUAUUAAAGACCAAAUUGUGUUCAAGUGUUUGUACCAUCAAUUGCAAUUGCUACUAUUGCUGUUAAACGCGAUUAACUUUGAUCAAUCAAUAGGUGGCUUUUUUAUCCUAACUAUUAAUUACUUGUACACUGCCGUGCCAUCGUUAUUUAUGUAAGUCUAUAAGCAUUGUAAAAUUUUGUAUAAUAUUUAAUUUAAGGGUAGUAAAUACACGUGUUAUUUCUAAGAUUCUACAAUUUGCGAAAUAUACAUAGGGAUUUAUUUAACUUAUUGUAAAAUUUAUCGACGCUUAAAUCAACUUCUUAUAUACGCAAAUACGUGCUAAAUUAAAUUUGUAUUACUUAAAACUACGUCUCUUUUAUACUUCUCGUUGCUGAACGAAUCUUUCAUCUAUAAAUUAUGUAACAGCACAUUCCUUCAGUUUUACUCCCUUCCUUUUUUUUUUUAAUAUCGUCUUCUAGUCACCGAAAAUUUGGCUCGGAUCCGAAGCAAUCAAUGCGUUGAUUAAUAACGAUAAUAAUAAAUUGUUUCUUUAUUGUUUUUAUUUUCGAUACACUGCCAUAAAAGUGAAGAUGUUAAUUAUCACAUAUUUUUAUACAAUUAAAACUUGUUUGUAUUGUUGUACUUAUAAAUAAAUAUUUGAAUUUUUAAA